Messenger RNA from Iphiclides podalirius (scarce swallowtail), 1200 nucleotides. The record is from the annotation of a GenBank genome assembly. Lineage: Eukaryota; Metazoa; Arthropoda; Insecta; Lepidoptera; Papilionidae.
AUGUUCAGUUUAAAGUUUCCUAAAGUAGCGCCAGCAAAGUUGUGGUUCCUGGUGACAGAGCCGCCCCAGAACCUUACCCUGCCAUGUUCCUUGACGGCACACCUCCCUAAUAUGACAUUCCACUGGGAGAAGAAUGGUAGGCCGCUGAACUUGAAACUCCUACCCGAUGUCCUAUCGAAGGGAGACGACGGUACCAUUGUUUUCAUGAGACCCGCGUACCGGGACGCCGGUCUGUUUCAGUGCUUCGCGGAAUCCGCCCUCGGGGUAGCCGGUUCGACUGUGAUAAAUGUAAAGCGCUCCUUCUUGGAGAAGCCUGGAACGACGUUGAAGAAACACGUAGCCUUAGACCGGACAAUGAUGCUGCACUGUCCGGCCACCGGUGAACCGGUCCCUGAGUUCAAAUGGAGGCUGAGCUCUGGCGGGAAUCUGACUGAAUCGCAAGACCUGAAUGGUACCGUGACGCCAUAUGGCAGUUUAUGGCUGACGGAAGCCAGGAGGGACUCGACUUAUUCGUGUCUCGCGUCUUCGCCGGCUACUAGAGGCGCGGAGGUGAUGAUCCAGUAUUAUAUAGAUGAUGAGGUGGCGAUGCAGAUGAAGAGAAACGAGCUGGUGGAGCUAUUUGCAAGUGAGGAUGUAACUGUACAGCUGGGGGACGUCGCCAAGUUCUUCUGCAUUUAUAAGGGGGGUCCCGAACUGAGAACAAUCUGGUUGAAAGAUGGAUUCAGGUUGAAGUACUCUCAACAAGACCGUACCUUAGUCUCUGGAAAGUGCGGAGAGCAACUCCUCAUCAGAAACACCAGCACAGAAGACCAGGGCACAUACACUUGUAUCGUUAAUAACGGCGCGGGCAGAAAGAAGACGAAUUCCAUGUACCUCACAGUUUUUGGCAAGUACACUAUUACUAGCGCGCCGGCUUUUCAGAGGACUCCCGAGGCGGUGACCCUCGCUGCCGUCGGCCAAGCAGUCACCGUGACAUUUAGCUUCAGCGGCGAGCCGGAUCCCGAAACUUUCUGGACCUUCAACUCGAGACCCCUAUUCCAGAGAAGAGGUGUGCGGAUAACAGUCAUAUACGCGCUGGGAGAACCAGGCAUUGGUCACAUCGAGAUAGGGAACGUGACUAUGAGGAACGCCGGCUACUAUGGAUGCAGAGCAUAUAACGAGUACGGGGUCGUGUAUGCAGAGACCCUGCUGCACGUCUCC